Molecule: messenger RNA, 1467 nt
Organism: Puma concolor (puma)
Lineage: Eukaryota; Metazoa; Chordata; Mammalia; Carnivora; Felidae
Source: RefSeq, a predicted model, not a curated record
AUGGCACUGACGGGGUGCAGCUGGCUCUUCCUCAGCGCCGCCUUCCUGAGCACGGGGGCCGAAAUCUCUAUCACCCCCGAGCCUGCCCAGCCAGCCGAGGGGGACAACGUCACACUGACCGUCCACGGGCUUUCGGGGGAAGUGCUUGCCUACAACUGGUACGCGGGGCCCACGCUCAGCCUGAGUUACCUGGUGGCCAGCUACAUCGUGAGCACGGGCGACGAGACCCCUGGCCCGGCCCACACGGGACGGGAGGCUGUGCGCCCCGACGGCGGCCUGGACAUCCGGGGCGCCCUGCCCGGGCACUCGGGCACCUACAUCCUGCAGACCCUCAACAGGCAGCUCCAGACGGACGUGGGCUACGGACACGUGCAGGUCUAUGAGAUCCUGGCCCAGCCUGUGGUCACGGCCAACAACACGGCACUGGUCGAGCGCCGAGACACCCUGCGCCUGGCGUGCAGCAGCCCCAGCCCCGCUGAGGUCCGCUGGUUCUUCAACGGCGAAGCCCUGCCCAUCGCCAUCCGCCUCGGCCAGUCCCCCGAUGGCCGGGUACUGACCCGGCAUGGCGUCCGCAGAGAGGAGGCGGGAGCCUACCAGUGUGAGGUCUGGAACCCGGUCAGUGUCAGCCGCAGCGAGCCCGUCAACCUGACCGUGUACUAUGGCCCAGAACGCGUGGCCAUCCUCCAAGAUUCCACCACCCGCACGGGCUGUACCAUCAAACUGGACUUCAACACGUCCCUCACCCUGUGGUGCGUGUCCCAGUCCUGCCCAGAGCCCGAGUAUGUGUGGGCCUUCAACGGGCGGGCCCUCAAGAACGGGCAAGACCACCUCAACAUCACUAGCAUGACGGCAGCGGUCGCCAUGACGAUUGUGCCCGUGCCCACCAGGCCGAUGGAGGGCCAGGAUGUGACGCUGACCGUCCAGGGCUACCCCAAGGACCUGCUGGUCUACGCCUGGUACCGCGGGCCUGCCUCGGAGCCCGGCCGGCUGCUCAGCCAACUGCCGUCGGGCAACUGGAUCGCAGGCCCCGCGCACACAGGCCGGGAGGUGGGCUUCGCCAACUGCUCACUGCUGGUGCAGAAGCUGAACCUCACGGAUGCCGGCCGCUACACCCUCAAGACCGUCACGUUGCAGGGCAAGACCGAGACCCUGGAAGUGGAGCUGCAGGUGGCCCUCUGGAGCCUCCUCUCCCCCAUCAGACCAGGCAUUUUUGGAAGCCCUGAGUCAGGGAUGGCAUCUCCCAGCUCAGAUGUGAACUUCCUGGGGUCAGGAAAUCCGUCACUGCCAGGCACCCCUUCCUUCAUCAAACCCUGGUCCUGGUCAACCUCCCUCCCCUGCAUGAGGACCAACGCCACCUUCCUGAACCUGAACCUGGCACAGGCUGAGCGAGGGGCCGCGGGAGGCUGGGGGCGGGCAGGGGAGCACGAGGGGUGGGGGCACCGGGAGCUCGUCCUCUACCCUCCCUGA